UUGGCAAAGAAGGCGGAGAAAGGGUGUGCGCGCACGGAUGUCCGUUAGUGCUAAGGCAGCGCCCGCGCGCCUAGCGGGACUGGCGUGAAGACUGCGCGAGCGCGGGGGAAACCUGCGGUCCUGAGGCAGCGACGGGCAGAAGGUGGCUACCCGCCUUCUUCUUUGGCGACAACGGAAGCCGGUGGCGGCGUUGUAGCUCCACCCUCGGAAAGAGAAAGAGAGUGUGCCCCGAGGUGGCCGCUGAGGCAAGCGGUAGCGGCGUCGGGUUCGACAUCUUCUAGGCCGCUGUGGGCGGGGCUUAUUCGGACUUGGCCGGCCCUUUUGGGCCUAGCGCGCUUUCGGGAUGUCGGCACAGGCCCAAAUGCGUGCCAUGCUGGACCAGCUUAUGGGCACCUCUCGGGACGGUUCAAUGUAUCUAUGCCUGCCUACUUCAUUCUGCAAGGGAGUGUCAGAAAGGCCCCGCAUUCGCCGAGCCGAGAUACCACCCGUCAGCGAAUCAAAUUCAGCGACGACAGAGUGUGCAAAAGCCAUCUUCUCAACUGCUGUCCUCAUGAUGUCCUUUCUGGAACAAGAAUGGACCUUGGAGAAUGUCUGAAGGUGCAUGACCUAGCACUAAGAGCAGAUUAUGAAAUCGCAUCGAAAGAACAAGACUUUUUUUUUGAGCUUGAUGCAAGGGAUCAUCUGCAGUCAUUCAUUGCUGACUGUGACAGAAGAACUGAAGUGGCAAAGAAAAGACUGGCAGAAACCCAAGAAGAAAUCAGUGCUGAAGUUGCAGCCAAAGCUGAACGAGUCCAUGAAUUGAAUGAAGAAAUUGGGAAGCUGCUUGCCAAAGUAGAGCAACUUGGAGCUGAUGGGAAUGUGGAAGAGUCACAGAAAGUGAUGGAUGAAGUGGAGAAAGCAAGGGCAAAGAAGAGAGAAGCAGAGGAAGUGUACAGGAAUUCCAUGCCUGCUUCCAGCUUUCAGCAGCAGAAACUUCGGGUUUGUGAAGUCUGUUCAGCUUAUCUUGGUCUCCAUGAUAAUGACAGGAGGCUUGCUGAUCACUUUGGAGGAAAAUUGCAUUUGGGAUUUAUUGAAAUAAGAGAAAAGCUUGAAGAACUCAAGAGGAUUGUGGCUGAGAAGCAGGAGAAACGAAAUCAGGAGCGCCUAAAGCGGAGAGAAGAAAGAGAGAGGGAAGAAAGAGAGAAGCUAAGGAGAUCUCGUUCCCAUAGCAAGAACCCCAAAAGAUCUAGAUCCCGAGAUCGCCGCCGACAUCGAUCUCGUUCCUCCUCACGUGAACGGAAGAAAAGAACUCGAUCCAGGUCUCGCGAGAAACGUCACCGUCACAGGUCUCGCUCUAUCAGUCGCAGCAGGAGCCGUAGUCACCAGAGAAGCAGACAUAGCUCCAGGGACAGGAGCAGAGAACGAAGUUCUAAAAAAAGGUCCUCAAAAGAAAGAGCUUCCAGAGAUCAAGAACGGUCAAGAGACCAUACCAGAACAUCACGUGACAAAGAAAGAAGCCCCAGAGAAAAGUCACCUGGAGAGCGAGACUGCAAAGACAGGAAACGUUCUUAUGAAAGUGCUAAUGGUCGAUCAGAAGACAGAAGAAGCUCUGAAGAGCGUGAAGCAGGGGAAAUAUAACUGGCUGUACAUUCAUUUGAUCUUUAGCUUCCAAUGGAGUUGCAUACUGUGGUUUAGUUUACAGUUAUUCAAAGGGACACCAAUGAGCAGUACCACACACUGAUCCAACUAGGGUAGAUGUACAGUGUAUAAAAAUGGUUAUAAUGAAGUAUAAAUUGACCCCUUCAACUGAAGAUGACUUAAGCAGUGUCCUUUCCCCCUUUCCUCCAAUAAACCUGUAAAACGUAUUUUCAAAGAUCUCCAAGAAAGACAACAGUUUUAUGUACCAAGAUGUAGAUCUCUGUGUUUUAUUCUCCUUUUUCAAUACAAGUUAUAGUGAACAAAUUAUAUUGUGCUCUUUGCCUUGGAUGCUUUCAAACCUUUAUAAGCUCUAAUUUUGCUCCUCUCCAACAGCACGAAGUGGUUUUUAAAGAGGGGGGGUGGGCGGGUCCUGAGCUUUUAUUAUCACUGAAAGAUGGUGUUCUCAGUUAACUUCUUGAAAGCCUAAGAUAUUUGGCAGUGUAUUUAGACUGGGGCCAUGUGAUGGAAAAAAAAUUAAAAAACAACUUUUUUUUAAACAGUGCCUAUUUAGACUUGGAAAUUGAACAGCUAUUACAUUUCAUCCUUUUUAAAAUUUCUAUUGAAACUUUGAAAUCAAAGCCAGUCCCAUAUCUCUACCAUUUGAUUGGUAUGUGUUCAGUAUAUUUUGGUUUUUUUCCAUAAAACUUUUUUCUGCUUUUUUCUUGUGGGGUGUUAACUGCACAUCCUUAAUUGUAAAACAAUAAAUAAUAAUAAAAAUAAACAAAAGAAAAAACCAACCCCAACCAGUUUGUCCAGUGAAAUAGUUGUGUGUUUCCCUCUGCUUUCUCCCAAGUAAAUUGCAUGUUGCUCACUAUCAAGUUAAGUGUAUCUCACUGCAGAGGGAGGUGGAUCUGGAAGUUGUGAGGUGGCAGUUUAAAAAGAAUUUGAAAGAAACUUGAGUUAAAAAUGCAGAUACGUAUUAAAGAACAUUUAUUUGAAGCACAGACUAGGCUAUUCAACCAACCCUUCAGAGGAAGAUGCACUAUUAGAUUGCUCUUACACAUGCACAGUGGCAGCUUCCACUGGGAAAGGUUAACCAUAAUGUCUUAAAGCUUGUAUUAGUAUGUUCAAGAGACUUAAUUCAGUUUAAAGUGGCCAAGAAAUUUAUUGUUGAAAUUGUGACUAACUAAACUGUACUUGGUAUCCCAAGUAUGGUUCUAUGCACUGUCUUCCUUUAUUUUUCCAAAUACACAAUAUCUGAUUUAGAUUGGACUUGUGUUUCCAUAUGAUUCUCUGAUGAAUCAGUGGCCUUUGUUAAAACAUUGCUUUUCAUCAGAGCUAGGUCAGAGUAAAUUAAAAAGAUUUCUGUAAACAUGCACUGCUGGUUUCUUUUAGCUGUAUGAGAUGAGCCCAGAAGAAAACCAUAGAUACAUUUAGUGUUCUGAUUUUGGUUUGCAUUUUAAAAAAAUUGAGUUAGUUUGCUUGCAGUAGAAGAUUAAACUUAAUAGUUUUCCACAGUAGUGUACAACUUUCCAUUGCUCUGAGUGUUCUGCAUGUACCAUUUAACAUUCCACGAGUUUUCUUUUCUUUUCUGCAUCCUUCUCUGCUGUGCUGUGGACAAUAAUGAACCACAUUUUUCAAAGGGCUUAUGUAAAUUUGGUCAAUGGCUAUAGGCCUGAUUUUUCUAAUUGCAGAGAGACACUGAGCUCUGCUUCUGGAAAGUCUGCUAUUAUGGUUAAAGUAGUCUAUUUCCCUGCUGCGUUAAAGUUGCAUAUGUCAUGUUGGAAUGGUAGCUUAGUCAUUGUGUCCUGUUUGUUUGAAUUACUUAUGGAAAAAAUUUAAAGUUUGUGUGUAUUAUAUUAGACAGUGUUAUUUUCUAAAUGUCCUUUGCUAUCUGUUCACUACCCUCAUUUCUGUACAGACUGUGCUUGCAAUUCUUUUGAGAUUUAACUUGGUUUUCAAGCUGAUGAAAAAUCUGAAGCUACCCUAUAUAUUCCAUGGAAAGAAACACUUGGCCCUUCAUAUAUCAUUGGCCUGUGGUGCCUGUAGCCCUCGCCAUUGUCUGUGCUGGCUACGGUGGAUGGCAAUUGUAGUACAUCUUUUGGAUAGCCACAGAUAAAUAAAUAUGAAUUGUACUGUACUUGAAUAGAA
Messenger RNA from Pogona vitticeps (central bearded dragon), 3768 nucleotides. RefSeq names its product LUC7 like 2, pre-mRNA splicing factor (gene LUC7L2). Gene Ontology annotation, biological process: mRNA splice site recognition. Lineage: Eukaryota; Metazoa; Chordata; Lepidosauria; Squamata; Agamidae. Gene Ontology annotation, molecular function: mRNA binding. The record is from RefSeq and is a predicted model, not a curated record. Gene Ontology annotation, cellular component: U1 snRNP.